Diachasma alloeum is the source of this 2448-nucleotide messenger RNA. RefSeq names its product innexin inx3 (gene Inx3). Gene Ontology annotation, molecular function: gap junction channel activity. Bases 247 to 1437 code for a protein of 396 amino acids. NCBI's taxonomy places the organism in Eukaryota, Metazoa, Arthropoda, Insecta, Hymenoptera, Braconidae. The transcript has 5 exons. The record is from RefSeq and is a predicted model, not a curated record. Gene Ontology annotation, cellular component: plasma membrane; gap junction. Gene Ontology annotation, biological process: phototransduction.
GUCGCACUGUCGGGGCCCCGAGUUGGCGCGACGCGCGUCCUGUAUUCGUAAUUUUCAAUAAAAAAAUCCGCCGAGUCGAGCCCCCACCGAUCAAACAAAUCCCCAAAUAACGAGUGGACCCUCACCAACUGAUUAAUAAUCGCCCGAUCAAUCGAUUAACCAGUGGAGUAAAUAAAAAAAACAUCGGAACGAGUGCAGGAUAGUUUCAUUGAGGAUUUGAGGAUUAGCCACUGAGGCACAUCCAGGAUGGCGGUGUUCGGUCUUGUCUCGGCAGUGGCCGGUUUCGUGAAAGUGAGGUAUCUCAUAGACAAGGCCAUUAUCGAUAAUAUAGUCUUCAGGGCGCACUACAGAAUUACAUCGGCCAUUCUGUUCGCCUGUUGCAUCAUCGUUACUGCCAACAACUUGAUUGGCGAACCAAUAAAUUGCAUAGCCGACUCUUCCCUCGAAGCUCACGUGAUAAACACCUUCUGUUGGGUAACCUACACCUACACCCUUCCCGCAAAUCAGAUGAAGCAAAUUGGAACCCAAGUGGCCCAUCCAGGACUGGGCACUGACAUUGGCGAGAAGAGAUACCACUCGUAUUACCAGUGGGUUCCGUUCAUGCUGUUCUUCCAGGGGCUCUUGUUCUACGUUCCCCACUGGAUGUGGAAACAGUGGGAGGAGGGCAAAGUCAGGAUGAUCUCCGAGGGCAUGCGAGGGGCCAUGGUCGAGUCCAAGCAGGAGAGGCAGGCCAGGGCCUCCAAGCUUGUUCAGUACAUUAUGGAGACUCUUCAUUUGCAUAACAGUUAUGCUGCUGGCUACUUCUUCUGCGAAGCUCUCAACUUUAUCAAUGUUGUUGGAAAUAUUUUCUUCGUCGAUACUUUCCUCGGUGGAGCAUUCUUGACUUAUGGAAGUGAAGUUAUCAAAUUCAGCAACAUGAAUCAAGAGCAGAGAAGUGAUCCAAUGGUGGAGAUUUUUCCCAGAAUUACAAAGUGCACAUUCCACAAAUUUGGUGCAUCUGGAACAAUUCAGAAACUCGAUGCUCUUUGUGUGCUCGCAUUGAAUAUUCUCAAUGAGAAGAUAUUUAUUUUCCUGUGGUUCUGGUUCAUCAUACUUGCGGCUAUGUCGGGUCUGGCAUUGCUCUACAGUAUAGCUGUUGUUCUAUUACCAAGCACGAGGGAGACUAUUCUCAAGAAGAGAUUCAAGUUCAGCACGUCAUCCGGGGCCAGUGCACUCGUCAGAGAGACCCAGGUCGGCGAUUUUCUCCUUCUCCACCUCCUAGGCCAAAACCUGAACAUGAUGCUGUUCAGCGAGGUACUGGAAGAGUUAUGCCGUCGUCUUCACGUCGGUUCAAGCAGUGGUGCAUCCCCAGCGUCAGUUCCAUCAGCCCCAAGCACCCUCGAGAUGUCACCGAUCUACCCGGAGAUCGAGAAGUACUCGAAAGACACAGAAAUCUAAACUCUCAUCAGCCCUCCCACCCCUCCUUCCUCCCCCCGCCCCCACAAUUACCCACCCCUUAUUUGUGAUAAACACGUUAGGGUGCCUUCGAAUGCAAUGAGGUUGCGCUAUCAACGUGAGUUCAAUCAAUCAUUAAUCAUUACCCCCCCUGAUGAGAUUAAACGCUCAGUUCCUAGCGUAACCGAGAGUAUCUGAAACUCUUUUUUAUCCUUCUUCAUUAAUUACUAGACUUGCCAGGCCUAGAAAUUUCAACGGCAAGAUUCACACUUUUUUCUACGAUUUUUUGUGUUCUCAAUGUUUUUUUUCCUGGUUACAUCAACUGGUGCAAUGUUCGAAUGAUUUAAUAAAGUACGUGAAAUGGAAAACACGUGAGAAUUUUCUACGUAAAUAAAAUAAAAGUGAAGUGAAAUUUAUUGUGGAGGGGAUACGGUCGAUUCGCUUUGGAUCAGUGGGCUGUGACUCAAUCGAUUCCUCAUGCAAAGCGAACUACUAAAUCCGAUAAAAACAUUGGAAAUAACUGAAAAAAAAACUGAAAUUGGGGCUUUGCGUGAAAUUUUAUUAUUCUUGAAAAUAAGAAUUGAAUAAAUAUUGGACGUAUUGUAUCUAGAGACGCAAAUGCGUCUUAUGAUCCCUCAUAUGUCGAGGCAUUUAUGACAGUUGUAACAAUUCCAAAAAGAUGACAGUCAUUUUUCAUCUAUGUAGAUGCAACUUCAUUUUUGCUUUAUCAAUUUUUAUUUGAAUUCAUUUUGUAUUAGACUAAUGUGCAUUCUGAAACGAAAGUCACGCUCAUUUCUCAUCUUUACAGAUGAACCCAUUCUUUUAAAUUCCACGACAUAUUCUCGUAAAUAACGGACGAUUAAGAAGUUAUUGAGAAUUGAAAAUGUCAGCAUUGUGACGUCAUAAUGCAGUUUUUUCCCCCUGGGCAUGACUGGUAGAUGUGUUACGAUAUUAACCCUAGUCUGGUCACCUGACGGGAAAAUGCGACUUUAGUCACCUCGCGAGAGAGUGCCG